Molecule: messenger RNA, 3571 nt
Organism: Nematostella vectensis (starlet sea anemone)
Lineage: Eukaryota; Metazoa; Cnidaria; Anthozoa; Actiniaria; Edwardsiidae
Exons: 3
Coding region: 169-3078 (969 amino acids)
Biological process (GO): regulation of transcription by RNA polymerase II
Cellular component (GO): nucleus
Source: RefSeq, a predicted model, not a curated record
CGAGGCAUUAUUAUAAGAAUGUCUCAAGAUGGCGAAUUACAUGAUAUAAAGUGUGUUUCAUAUUAUCAACCGAGCGUAUAACCUUAUUUCUGUCAAAUCGUCGUUCGCUUUCUCUGGAGCGGUUGAAGAAACAUUUGUGCCAAGGCCAAAGGACUCAUACAGCUCUGCAUGUCUGACAACCCUAAAGUCAGGAAGUUUGAGUGCACGUAUACAGGAUGCUUUCGAUCCUACAAGACCUCCGGGAAUCUCAAGACCCACCUGAAAACACACCUUGGACAAUAUGAAUUCCAGUGCAGCAUUGGAGGUUGCCAGAAGUCUUUCCUAUCAUCCUACAGUCUCAAGAUUCAUGUGCGUAUGCACAGUGGAGAAAAGCCCUAUAACUGCCCUGAAGAAGGAUGUGAGCGCACUUAUUCCACACUCUACAGGCUAAACGCACAUAAAAGAAUCCACAGUGGCACCACCUUUAACUGUGAAUUCACACCUUGUGAGAAAAUCUUUACGACAAAAAGUGACCUUCGCAAACAUGAGCGGAUACACACUAAGGAGCGGCCAUACCAGUGCCGAGAGCUAGGAUGUGGCCAGGCAUUCACUGCGUCGCAUCACCUCAAAGUGCACUCCCGUAGACAUACUGGUGAGAGGCCAUACUCAUGUGAAAACGAUGGCUGCUCCAAAGCCUUCUCAACACACCAAGGGCUCAAGUCGCACUCAAAGGUGCAUGUAUUACGAACUCAAGGGAUCACAAGUGAUGGAGAUUGUGUGACUACUACUGAGACUGUCGUAAUAAGUAGUACAGGAUCGGUGGUGUCACACAACACAUACACAGAGACGUCGCCCAUGACAAAUACUAUAACGCAGCAAUUGGAAGAUGAAGACCAUUGCAGAUCGAUAAGGACUGAUGUGACAACGGAUGACCAAAAAGGUGUUGAAAAUGUCUACAACAAAGAGAGUGCUGGUAUUAGCCCCGAAACUGCUGUACUAAAUACUUCACCGAAUCACCAUGUAUCAUCUUUCAGUGUAUCAGACCGUAUUACAUCCGACAAUCGAAGAAUAGCGUUCGAUUUUUUUAGGCCAGCUAGCACUUCAACAGUGACUGCGUGUGUGCCUAGUGGUGAGAAUAUAAGUACAGAGAGAGUUGCUUUGUCAGAAAACCGAGAGUUUUUGUCGUCUUCCUACCCUUACAGUGGACGUGAUUGCCAAAUGAAUUCUCGAUACAUAGUCAAUUUAUGCCCAAAUAUGCCCGAGUCUUAUAACGUUGGUCCAGGCUCCUCUCCGUCUGUAGCUUGCGCUGCACAAUUCACAAGCCCGGGUGCUCAGUGUGGUCCUUCUCGUACUUAUAGACAGAUAAACCCUAAUCAGUAUGGCGAAGCUAUUAACUUGAACAAUGAUAAUACAAUCAGUGAUCACGAUAGUAAUGUAGAUGUGCUUUCAUGUGGUUCUCUCGGCUCACACAAUCAAAACGAGGAAAGAGUGAGCGAAGUCAUAGCGCAAAGGGCUGGAGACCCUACAUGCGGCACUGAUAGAAUCAAUUCUACUCUGGUACCGGUUUCAUAUUUGAGCUCAUCUACUUAUAAUGAUGAUACAUCUCCGAUAUCCGCUACUUAUAAGGUAAUAGAACCCAGAGACGAAAUAAGAACUAGCCCGUCACAUCUUAAUACCGUUACUGGGAGAGUUUGCUAUGCUGGUCCUGAAAAUAGAGGCUUCUCUUUGGCUGACCUCCCACCUGUUACGGGCUCCACUUUGCUCCAGUUUGCGACGCUUUCUUUAUCGGGGCUCUACAAUAAUCAGAGAUCCCCCCUAGAUGGCAGUCCAUCUUACCCUCAUCAAGAAAUUGAAAGUCCAGUCGAUGCUACAGAAGCCUCCCGCAGAUGUAUUGAUGUGCAUCCGAGAAGUGGCGUUAGCCAUCUUGCCGAAAUAAACUGUAGCUCCCUCGAACGAGAAACAGCUGAUUCAACCUUCCAGCAAAACGAUAGAGUAACUAAAAAAAGUUUAAGCUGUAGUCAGCCAAAAGAAGAUGUAUUUGGGAAGGGUCUGGUAGUCACUUCUUUGCCUGAAAGUAAUAAUUGCAGUAUAUACUUGACUGGUAUAAAUAACGUCCAUGAAUUGGUUACUCGCGAAGAUCACCUGAGUUUGGGUGGAGCACAAAACCCUGCACAGGUGUGGCCUAGUAUUGGUGGGGCAUUCAGUGUUGGUUCGCAUGUAAAUGAUAAUAUCCGUGGAGGUUCAAGUAUGGGAGUUAGUGUAGUCGAUAGCUUUAGCAUCCCAGCAGCAAAUAGCAAUAACAAUCCAAAGAGCGCAUCCAGCAUUGAGGGAGUAAAUGAGGGGUUAAGCUAUGAGGUUAACGAGUGCCCUAGGUCGUCAAGUCAGCUUGGCCCAAUGAUGAGGUCACUUAAUAGCCAUGAUCUGGAGUUUCGUGUCGGAGGGUGUUACAAGGAAUCAAAUGGAGAUGCUGUAUGUGAGAACCGGGAAGGGCCAGGCAAGAUGGGAUCAAGAUUUCCCAUGGAGCAGGAAAGAAAUCUUUGGGCAGAAUGCGCGUUUCCACUGGCCUUGACUUCGUUUGCUUCUGAGAAUGCGAGAAAUGUCCAUAGAACCUCUACAGCACCCUAUCACCCAGAUCCCAAAAGCACAAGCCAUGUGACCUCAAGUAAAAUUGUAAGCAAAACAAAUAACCUUAGUGACCGUCUAAUUGCCCAGACUUUGCAGCCCGUAUAUCUUACAAACCCUGCGAGCCUUACAAGCCCUGCGAACCUUACAAACCCUGCGAACCUUACAAGCCCGGCAAACUUUCUAGUUCCGAUUCCUACGGAUUCAACCAUAAGAGUCCCCGAAGGCCCAGGUCUGUUGUCAAAUGUGCUUUCCGAACCUGUUCCAUGUGGGAGUAACACGCCGUGGCAGUUACCUAGGUUACCUAGGCCGGAAUUUGUGUUCAGUGGUAGCGAGGUCCCUGCACUUUUACCCGUUGUCCCACCACGAAUAUCAACCGCAGCCACGUGUCUCGCGGGCUCGUUUCCCACUCCUCUAGGGCAAUCUCUGCACAAGCCAUGUGGGACGGUUACUGAAAAGCACACGAGAGAGUUAUGACGUCGCAAUCUCGAGCUUAAAGCGACUCGCCAACAUCUGCCUUAGCAUCGGUGGCGCGGCUCAAGCAUUGCGAGCUUCAUUAGGCUUGCGGAACCGUCCGCGAGCAACCAAUGAUGUCACCCGUAUAAUGAUGCCAUGAAUAUCGAUUUUCCUGUUCGAUUGCUUGAACGAAUUUGUCCUAAUUGAAGACCCUGAUUGUGAGACCGUCUUGCUGGAGAGGUAGACAUCUUGGCUUUGCUCUAUCUAGCCAAACAAUCCCAUAAUCCUUUUUACAGGCCUUUCAAAUCAAGCUCCCCACUUGUUUUGCAACUGAUGGUGCCUAUUCUGUUUUUGAAUAAACUCUACCCGCUAUAAAGCCGAGAGCACAAGAACUCAGUGUUGCCGUAGCCUGAAGCAGACUACCAUGCAUUCUAGCAUGUAUCCAAAUAAGCACGCUUUGUUGUAAGCUUUGAAUUCAGUCAUUCUUAACAAUAAAUUUAUCUAUAAAAAUCCA